GACUCAGAUUUCCUAUUGGCUAUAUCGCUGAGCCCUAUUUUAACCAAUCAUGUAGUUGCUUUUACUAUCCAGGAACCGAUUAUAAAAGCAGCCAUGCUUUACCAGGUUUAGUACUUUGGGUUGUCUUGCUGCUUUGUCAAUAAUGUCUGGACGCGGCAAGCAGGGCGGCAAGGCUCGCGCCAAGGCCAAGACCCGCUCGUCCCGCGCCGGCCUGCAGUUCCCCGUGGGCCGCGUGCACCGGCUCCUCCGCAAGGGCAACUACUCGGAGCGGGUGGGCGCCGGCGCCCCGGUCUACCUGGCGGCCGUGCUGGAGUACCUGACGGCCGAGAUCCUGGAGCUGGCUGGCAACGCGGCCCGCGACAACAAGAAGACGCGCAUCAUCCCGCGCCACCUGCAGCUGGCCAUCCGCAACGACGAGGAGCUCAACAAGCUGCUGGGCCGCGUGACCAUCGCGCAGGGCGGCGUCCUGCCCAACAUCCAGGCGGUGCUGCUGCCCAAGAAGACCGAGAGCCACCACAAGGCCAAGGGGAAGUAAUUUGACAACCAACCAUCAAAACUCUAGGAAACUUCAAACCCAAAAGGCUCUUUUCAGAGCCCCCA
Peromyscus californicus insignis is the source of this 600-nucleotide messenger RNA. Its product is annotated as histone H2A type 1-B. The record is from RefSeq and is a predicted model, not a curated record. Bases 143 to 535 code for a protein of 130 amino acids. The transcript has a single exon. Gene Ontology annotation, cellular component: nucleosome. Lineage: Eukaryota; Metazoa; Chordata; Mammalia; Rodentia; Cricetidae. Gene Ontology annotation, molecular function: DNA binding; structural constituent of chromatin; protein heterodimerization activity.